CCGUUUCUUGUAAACAACAGAGAGAGUGUCGUUCACUUCAAGGAUCUCCAGGAGAUGGCAGUGUUUUCAUUUUGGUGACUACUCUGCUGGCUUUAUUUCAGGCAAAGGCUACUGUUUAAAACAUCACGUGAUAACAAUGCUUAGUUUUGGGCCAGUCAUAAUAAUCGGAUAUGCUGAAGUUCAGAGUUGCUGCUUGUUGAUGUUCUUGACAUCUAAUCCUUGUCACAAGGUCUCUGGAUAAGAGGAGUGGCUAUCACAACAACAUAUAUUUACACAGACUAUAUCCUCACACAACACACUACAGGCUGCACAGCAUGUGCAGAUAACAAAGGAACAAAAUGGCAGUGAACAACACUAUGGAUUAUUUAUCCAACUGCACUUUCCAAUCUAAAAUGAACUUUUCUGGUGAUCCAUUUUAUGAGUGCAUGGACUCUUAUCCAGGAAAUAUUCUCACUGCCACCGGUUUACUGAUGAACGCUGUCCUUCUGUUGCCUGUGAACUGCUGGAUUCUGUGGCUGGUGAGGAGAACUGUCGAUGUUGCAUCCUCAGACUUUGUCAUUUUAAAUCAGUCUGUUGCUGAGAUCAUUAAUGAGGUUUCUCUUGUUAUUUUUGUGUUAGGUGCUUUCCUUAAUAAGAAAGCUCUUAUUCUUACUGCUAUUUUCCUGUGCAGCGCAUUCCUGGUGGGUCGACCACUUUUUCAAACCGUUUUCUGUGUGGAGCGCUACCUGGCUGUGGUCCAUCCGCUGGUCUACCUGAAAUACACAAAAAAACAUAACAUAAAACUGCUGUUAGUUGUGCUUGUCUGGCUAAUUAUCUUGAUGGUUGGACUGUUUAUUGUGGAUUCCUACCCUAAAAUGCCUAUAUGGCUUUGCAUGGGACUAUAUCUGGCAAUGUUAGUUGUGUGUUCAUCUUGCUCUGUCAUUAUUUUAUGGGUUUUGAAGAAGCCCAAGCCUGGUGACGGAGGGAAAGAAGCAGCAUAUCAACUGAAGAGAAAAGCUUUUGUAGCCAUCACAGUCAUCUUGAUCACUCUGGUGUUUGGCUAUGGGACGGUCUCAUGUGUUAUUGUACUGAGGGAUCAACUUCCAUAUCACACUUAUUGUUCAGUUCUAGGCUUAAGUUGGUGGACCCUUAUACCAAGUGCUGCAGUUCAACCUUACCUCUACCUGUCAAAAGUGCAUAAAGUAUUUUUCGUCCUGAACUUCUUGAAGAAACUACAUAAAAGUCUUGCAUUGUUUGGUAACAAAUAAUUUUAAACUAUUAUCAGUACACUAAAGUAUCAGCUGUGAUCAGUUCAUGCAAAAUACAAACAAUUAAAGCAUUUUUACAAUAACUUUGCAAUGACCAUCAG
Messenger RNA from Megalobrama amblycephala (Wuchang bream), 1348 nucleotides. RefSeq lists its product as uncharacterized. Lineage: Eukaryota; Metazoa; Chordata; Actinopteri; Cypriniformes; Xenocyprididae. Bases 339 to 1247 code for a protein of 302 amino acids. The transcript has 4 exons. The record is from RefSeq and is a predicted model, not a curated record. Gene Ontology annotation, cellular component: membrane.